UCUAAACCGAAGACAGAUACAAAAAAAUAAUAAUCUGCUUUUUUGUGUCUAUCUUCGGUUGAAACCAGCAUCCGCAGUUUCCCCACUACACAUUUUGUCUGUUUAAAAGGCAUGUUCUGAGGAUUAUUAUAGUGCCAGCCCUAUAGUUGUGACCCAGAAGGGGUUAAUUAAUGUGUAUGUGUGUGUGUGUGGCUCAGCCCCCCUCUUCUCUCUGUAGUUGCCUGAUUAGAUGAUCCCAGCGCUCGCUGGCAGUACUGUGACUGGUGUAGUGUGUCGUAUGUGUGAGUGGGUUUUUUUUUAACAUGUCUCGCUGUGGGAUGUGGCUUGGUUGUUAGUGCUGCUGCAUGUGGUCGGCGGGGAGCUUCUGUUGUGUGUGUGUGAGACACACAGAGACACAGAGAGAGAGAGAGAGACAGGAGGGGAAGGAAGUACGUUUUUUUUCUCCCAGUGGUCGAUUACAACAAAAAACAAAAAAAAAAAUAAGUCGAGCGAAUCCAGCCAAAGCGAUUUGAUUGCGAUUUCCCCCCCAUUUGGAUAGCAGGGGGAUACAUUCCACCCCCCGCGGUUACUUUGUAUCUCUGAAUCGCAUGGACACAUCAUCGCCAAAGGCCUGUCGCAAAGCACAAUGAGACGUCUCAUUAUUUUUGUAGCCGUUUAAAAUCUACAGCGUUUUCCUUCGCCUGGCUCUGGGGUGAGCCUUUGCCACGGAGUGCCUUGCCUUGCCUUGUGUGUGUGUGUGAGAGACACUCAGACACACACACACACACAGAGGGACACAGAGAGAGGCGCACACACACACAGAGAUCAGGGGAGACGCGGCUGAAGGUCGCUAGCCGCUGGUUUGCAGAUCCGCCAGUCGCGCAUCACAGGGGUGCAAGUCGGAAGCAUGUGGACACUGGCGUGGCGACCCAGGGUGGAACCUUGACGUCCUCCGUUUCAACGUUUAAGUUUUAAACCCAGCUGUAAAGUUACGAUACAACUGUGGAGGUUGCCCGACGCUAGGACGCGGAGAAGUCCCGUGGAUCUUCGGAUGUCUCGGGAGGGACCACAAAUGGACGUGCCCUCGCUUGCCCGGGUUUGGCAGCUGGCUGGAUAUCGUGGGGCAAGCAGGGAGCAGCGGGCCGAAGGGCCCACCGCCGCCGCGACCUCGUAACGAGCAGGGAUAGCAGGAGGUGUGGAAAGGAAAGUUUGGCCUCGUGUUUCACGCUAGCUCCGGGGGGGAUGGAGCCUUGGAAAGUCACCUCAACCUCCCCGCCCUUGCCCAACGAGACCAAGACCUCAGUGACCAUGGACCCAGACAAGAGGUCACCCAGAAAGUGAUCGGACAAGCCUACACGAUAUCGGCUGGGGCUGUGUCCGUUGACUCUUCCGUUGAGUUUUAUUUUAAUUUCAGAGAGGGGGCUUUUUCCGUGUGUCCUUUGAACAUGACCCAUGGUGAAGACCUAUCCUCUGACAUGCACCAGGAUUCCGUUGUGUUAACGUACCUCGAAAGCGUCCUGAUGCGCCGCGCGGCCGCGGCCAAUGCCGGGGCCCCGGCCGACAAGAGCGACUGCGACGGGCGGGCCCGCGCCGGGAGUGAGGCCGAGGGGACGGCCCCUUCCUCCGCCGCCACCGCCGCCCCGGCCAGGGCCCCCCCCCCACCGGCCCCCUCCCCAAGGAGCGUCCCGGCGCCGAACCUGAAGAAAGCCCGGCUUCUGCAGAGCGAGGACUGGCACGGCGGCGCCCACAAGCGCAGGAGGGUGAGCGACCCUGAGCCAGCCCUGCAGCCCACCCACAGCACGCUGCUGGCCUCCCUGCUCCAGUCGUUCAGCUCCAGCCUGCAGGGGCGGGGCGUGGCGCCGACCCCGGAGAGCCCGACACCCUCGCCCGAGCAAGGGGGCGACGAGACGGGAGGUUGCGGGAGGCCCGGGGCUCUGCUGGACGCCCGGGGAGGAGGGGAGAGGUCCCGGUCCGGCAGUCGAAACAACUCGCCAGCCGCCGGCCCCCACUCCCCGCGACUGUCUUGCUCGGCGCGCCUGAAGGCGGUGGCCAGCAUGGUUGGCAAAGGGACGUUGCCAGCGCCAGGGCCCGGGGCUCCGAGCUCGCCCAAACCCAGCGCCGCCUGCAGCCAACUGGCCCUCCUCCUCUCCAGCGACUGCCAGCUCCAGCAAUACUCCCGGGCACGGACGCUGGCCCCGUCGGCGAGCCAGCGGCUGGCCGCCAUCGCUUGCAAGAAGCAGGUCGGGGCGGCCCAGGGCAAGGCGGUCACCCCUCCCCGGGAGCGGUGCCAGCGCUCGCCGGCUUCGCCCGCCUCUGCCGUGGGCACCGUGGCCGGCGGCGGCGUUGGUGGUGGCGGCGGCGGCAGCAGCUUGCUCAUGCACCUACUCAACUCGCCCAAGCUCCCGGCCACCAAUGGCCACAUGUGGGGGCCACAGGGCCAAGGGGGACCCUCUCCCAGGCGCCGCCCGCUGAAGGAGGAAGGGGAGGUGGGAGGGGGAGUCAACGGGGCUAGGGGCCCAUCCCCCCGUUCCACCUGCACCCCGAUGGACCUGUCCACCAAACCCCGGGCCUGCGACCCAACCACCCUGCACCCCGGUAGCCUGGAGCAGAUGACCGAGUCCCUUCUCUUCAGCUGGAACCCCAAGGUGCCUGGGCUCCGGGUCCCCGUGGCCAAGGUGGAGCAGGAGGAGGAGAGUGGUCCCGAGACCAAGAGCCACCACAAGGUCACCUUGCUCCAGCUGCUACUGGGACACCCGGACGGGACCCAGGGGGAUAGUACACCCGAGCCCAGCGGGGAAGCCCCCCGGCCAGCCACCUUGGCCAGGCGCCCCGCCCUCACGGAGCCUUUCCCCACCCCCGCCCCCGUGGCCGAGACCAACCCGGCCCGCAAGCCCCGCUCCCCCCACGCUGCCCGCCGCCCCCAACUCUUCCCCAACCCGGGGGAACCCCUAAGGAAGUCCCGGCCCCCGCAAGGCCCGGCCCCGGAGCCGGCCAAAGCCCGGCACUUGGUGGUGGAGCAGCCCCCCGCCCCCCCCCCCUACACCAAGCAGGUCUUCCCCACCCCGCCGGCCGGCCCCAGCACUCCGGCCACGGACAGCCGCCUCUCCAACUUCUCCUUCAGCGCCAGCAAGCUCCUCCACGACCUGGCCCGCACCGGCACCCUCAAGUCCCCAGACCCUUCGCAGAUGGAGGCCGAGGCCCGGCUCUCCGGCCCGUGUCCGUGCCCGUGCCCGCUGGAGGCCAAGGACUCGGUGGGCUUCCCUCAGAGUGGGCCGGAGCGGGCGGGAGGCCCUGACUUGGCCCAGCUCCUGGAGAGGCGCAGCGUCCUGCAGCUGCUGCUCCGCCACCCGGAGAAGGAGCAGGCCCAGCCGGCGGCCCAGGGCAGGCGGGGUGGGCCUUACGCCCAGACCAUCGCCGAGGUCAAAGUCAAAAUUGAGCCCGUGGACGAAGACUGCGACGCCUUCCCCAACGCCAAGUGCCUGCGGGAGACGGUCAAGUUGGAGGUGGAGUCUCCCGGCCCUCCUUCGCCCCCAGCCCACUCGGCCCACAGGGGUGGAGGUGUCCUCAGUCAGCUCCUGCUGCGCCACAGCGCCAGUCCAUCCGAGGCCUACCUCUCCGGCGCUGUGGAGAGCCCGCCUGCCCCGUCCCACCACCCGUGCCCCAUGACCAGGAUACGGCACCUGCUCCCCGCUUCCCCGCCCGAGCGCCGGGACGUCCAGAAGAAACCGGGCCGCACGCUCAACGGCCACUCCUUCUGCCCCAACGGGAUGUCCGAGCCGUCGGCCGUGGCCGGGAGCAACGGUACCGGCAGGGACCCGGAGCCGCAGCCGGAUCACCGCGGUUAUCUCAAGGACGCGCCGGGUUUCAACGUCCUGAAGCAGCUGCUGCUGUCGGAGAACGGCAUUAAGGUCUUGUCCCAGCACCGGGGCCUGCAGAACGGUGUGCCGGCACGGGAAUCGAACCACCAACACCAUCACCACCAACACCACCACCACCCCAAGCCGCCGGCCCCCGGACAGUUUUACGAGGUGAAAAUGGGCGGGAAGGAGAGCCCGGUGAGCGUGGAGCUGGCCAGGUACCCGGGGUCCGCCCGUCUCCCGCAGCCACAGAGGUCGGCCGGACUCCACCACGAGCCCCCCUGGCUGACCAAGGCCAACCCCAUCCUGUACUACAUGCUGCAGCGGAGCGGAGGGGAAGCCCAGGCCUUCGGUCUCGGCGAGGAGACUGCAGCCGGCAAAGAGAGGAGGGGGCAGCUACUCCGCGCCGAAGCACAGGGCCGUGCCGGGCCGGGCUGGGUGAAGCAGGAGCCCGAGGAAUCGUUGGCCUGCUUCAGGCCCCACCCGGGACAACCUCCCCUCACCCCGGGUCAAAUCCUGGAGAAAGUGGCCGCCAUCAAACGGGAGCCCGACUGAAGCGAGAGAGAGAGACGGCAAGAACGUUAAAUACAAAACCAGACACGCAGGCAAGAAGACAAUCUUGUUAUCAGGACCAGGUGUUGUGCAAUAUCCAUCCAGGUCAUCUAACAAGAGGGCAAAUGCCGCAUAUAUGUAUCAUAUAUUGAGAGGUUCAUUUAUAUAAUACGUAUAUCAGCACCAGCACACACUUCACUGGGUGGUGUGCCCGCGAUUGGGACUUGCAUCUGUUGGCAGGAAUGUCAAAAUAUUGGGAUCUACCCAUUUUUAUAUUAUAAUUUUAUAUAUAGACAGAUAUAUAUUAUGCGUGCACGCACACAUACACUCGCACACACACACACAGCACAUACACACAGAUACACACACACACACAUACACACGCACACACACACACGCACACACACACAGA
This is a messenger RNA of Leucoraja erinaceus (little skate), 4800 nucleotides long. It is a transcript of the gene nrip1a, whose product is annotated as nuclear receptor interacting protein 1a. Lineage: Eukaryota; Metazoa; Chordata; Chondrichthyes; Rajiformes; Rajidae. Gene Ontology annotation, molecular function: transcription coregulator activity; signaling receptor binding. Gene Ontology annotation, cellular component: nucleus. The record is from RefSeq and is a predicted model, not a curated record. Gene Ontology annotation, biological process: regulation of transcription by RNA polymerase II.